UGAACACCGCUUUUAUGAUAACAUCCGGCAGGAAAGGGGCGUGUUAUAAACUUAUAAAAGUUCUGCAAAGCUGCUAAUGAAAGCAGGAAACAACAGUUUGAUUCAAAUGAAUUAAAUGUUGAAUUAGGAGAUAAACGGGAAUUGUUUCCUUUUUAAUUUGAGAAAAUGGAACAAUUUAACGAAAUUCAAGAUAAACUCGAAAAAGCCAUUGAAAAAGAUGACACAAAUUCAACUAUAGAUAAAAGCAACUCCAAUAAACCAAAAACAAUUAUCAAACCCGACCCAACAAUCAGAGAAAGACUUGCAGAAAUCAUACAUUCACAAAAAUUCCAUAUUGCUGUCGUAGUACUGGUUGUCUUGGAUUGUAUCCUGGUAAUUGCAGAGUUACUCAUUGACUUGGAUGUAGUAAAACUGGAAGAUAAAGAAAAUCAUGAUGCCCCAAAAGUUCUUCAUUACCUCAGUAUAACAGUUCUGUCUUUGUUCAUGGUUGAAAUUGGUGUCCGUAUUUUUGUUAUGAGAUUAGAAUUUUUCAAGCACAAGUUGGAAGUUUUUGAUGCCAUUGUUGUCAUUGUGUCAUUCAUACUUGACAUUGUGUUCCGUAAUCAAGAAGGUUCAGCAACUGGUGUUGGUUUAUUGGUUGUGUUAAGAUUGUGGCGAGUCACCAGAAUAUUAAAUGGGAUAGUGAUGUCUGUAAAGGCUCAGGCUCAGCGUAAAAUAGAGCAUGAGGUAGCACUGAGAGAAGAAUGUGAGAAAAAACUCACACAGAUGAUGUCCACCAUACAGAAACUUCAAGAUAUACUAAAACAGAAUGGUAUUAAUGUACCAGAAAACUGAAGAUGUUUUUACAAAGUGUGAUUAUAUUGAUAUCACAAUGUCAAUAAUCUAGCUGUUGCUCUUUCCCUUUCUCAAAUGUUAUUAGGAGUAGGAGGUAAUUAGCCUUUCUGUAUGCCCAAAUCAAAAUAUGGUCGUAUAUUGUCAUCAACUCUGUCAGUCUGUCCCAUAGUCGCUUGUGGCGCUCUAGAGGCUAAAGUUAAUAUCUGAUUUAAAUUAAAUUUACCUGUAUACACAGGGUUUAUGGUUAUAAGACGAAGAAGCUAGAGUUACGGCCUUUGAUCAAUUUGAAAAAUCUUGUUGAUGCUUUAGAGACCGAAGUCAACAUCUUAUUGACUUGAAAAUGCACAAUGUUAAUGUUCAUGAGAUAAAGAAGCUGUUUGAUUUUCAAGGAUUUCUGAUAACUUAAACAGCUUAGUUCAUGAUAUUUACAUGCUUUAUAUAAUGAAUGUUAGCAUUGGGCAGAACCAGCUAGAGAAGCCAACAAAUUCUAAUGAUUCAUGAUAAUUACUUAAAGAUACAUUAUGGGAGAUUUUUUACAGAGAAUUGGCCAUUCUUGCUAUAA
This is a messenger RNA of Patella vulgata (common limpet), 1396 nucleotides long. Its product is annotated as voltage-gated hydrogen channel 1-like. Lineage: Eukaryota; Metazoa; Mollusca; Gastropoda; Patellidae. Gene Ontology annotation, molecular function: voltage-gated proton channel activity. Gene Ontology annotation, cellular component: plasma membrane. Bases 166 to 834 code for a protein of 222 amino acids. The transcript is spliced from 3 exons. Gene Ontology annotation, biological process: proton transmembrane transport. The record is from RefSeq and is a predicted model, not a curated record.